AUGCCUUCAGUCGGAAUUGUCAUCGGAGAUGGCAAAAAAGAAUAUCCUGGUAAACUCACUCUUUACGUCACCGUGACAUGUAUUGUCGCCGCCAUGGGUGGUCUCAUCUUCGGUUACGACAUCGGUAUCUCCGGUGGAGUGACGACAAUGGAUUCGUUUCAGCAAAAGUUCUUCCCGUCGGUUUACGAGAAACAGAAGAAGGAUCAUGAUUCAAACCAAUACUGCAGAUUUGACAGCGUUUCUCUCACUCUCUUCACUUCCUCUCUUUACCUCGCCGCACUCUGCUCCUCCCUCGUUGCCUCUUACGUUACCCGUCAGUUUGGCCGGAAAAUUUCGAUGCUUCUCGGUGGAGUUCUCUUCUGCGCCGGAGCUCUUCUUAACGGUUUCGCAACUGCCGUUUGGAUGCUCAUCGUUGGUCGUUUGUUACUCGGUUUCGGUAUCGGCUUCACCAAUCAGUCUGUGCCGUUGUAUCUCUCGGAGAUGGCACCGUAUAAAUACAGAGGAGCAUUGAACAUCGGAUUCCAGCUCUCAAUCACCAUUGGUAUCCUUGUCGCCAACGUUUUGAACUUCUUCUUCUCCAAAAUCAGUUGGGGUUGGAGACUCAGUCUCGGCGGCGCCGUCGUUCCGGCACUCAUCAUCACCGUCGGUUCUCUUAUCCUCCCGGACACACCAAACUCCAUGAUCGAGAGAGGUCAAUUUAGGCUAGCGGAAGCGAAACUCCGUAAGAUUCGUGGCGUCGACGACAUUGAUGACGAGAUCAACGAUUUGAUCAUCGCCAGUGAAGCUUCGAAGCUCGUUGAGCAUCCAUGGAGGAAUCUGUUGCAGAGGAAGUAUAGACCACAUCUAACGAUGGCGAUUCUGAUUCCGGCAUUUCAGCAGCUUACCGGAAUCAAUGUUAUAAUGUUCUACGCGCCGGUUCUGUUUCAAACGAUUGGAUUUGGUAGCGACGCGGCUCUGAUUUCGGCGGUUGUGACCGGUUUGGUUAACGUUGGAGCCACCGUGGUGUCAAUCUAUGGCGUUGAUAAAUGGGGAAGACGAUUUCUAUUCCUUGAAGGAGGAUUCCAAAUGCUAAUUUCUCAGGUAGCUGUUGCGGCGGCGAUCGGAGCUAAGUUCGGUGUCGAUGGAACCCCAGGCGUUUUACCAAAAUGGUACGCCAUUGUUGUGGUUUUGUUCAUAUGCAUCUACGUGGCGGCGUUUGCUUGGUCGUGGGGUCCACUAGGAUGGUUAGUGCCAUCGGAGAUUUUUCCGUUGGAAAUCCGAUCAGCGGCUCAGAGCAUAACGGUGUCGGUGAACAUGAUCUUCACGUUCUUGAUUGCACAAGUGUUUUUGAUGAUGCUUUGCCACUUGAAGUUCGGGUUGUUCAUAUUCUUCGCGUUUUUCGUGGUGGUGAUGUCGAUUUUCGUCUAUCUUUUCUUACCGGAGACAAGAGGAGUGCCGAUCGAGGAGAUGAAUCGGGUCUGGAGAUCACAUUGGUAUUGGUCGAAGUUCGUUGACGCGAGAAGAAUCUAACGAAAGUUGUUAUCUAG
Messenger RNA from Arabidopsis thaliana (thale cress), 1526 nucleotides. RefSeq names its product sugar transporter protein 12 (gene STP12). The transcript is spliced from 4 exons. Bases 1 to 1509 code for a protein of 502 amino acids. Gene Ontology annotation, biological process: transmembrane transport; monosaccharide transmembrane transport. Gene Ontology annotation, cellular component: membrane. The record is from RefSeq and is marked reviewed. NCBI's taxonomy places the organism in Eukaryota, Viridiplantae, Streptophyta, Magnoliopsida, Brassicales, Brassicaceae. Gene Ontology annotation, molecular function: carbohydrate transmembrane transporter activity; monosaccharide transmembrane transporter activity; transmembrane transporter activity.